AUGUCCUGGAACAGUCUGGAGGAGUUCAUCAGUUUCUUCAUCGCGAGCCAGGAGUGCGCGCCGCUGCCGGUCCUGACGCUCCACGAGGAGAGCGGGGGUGACCGCGUGACGAACGGCUUCGAUCUGCUGUUUGAGAUGAUCCGCCAGUCGAUCUACAGCUCGGCGGCGUUCAGCGACGAGGAGAGGGAUGCCAUGAAGAGGAAGAAACUGGAUCUGCUACGAAGGCUCAGGGCUGCAUUGAAGGACAUCGACACGGGUUGCUCCCCCGAGCUCCCGCCCUGGGAGUGGUCGGACGCAUCCAAGGAGCGGGUGUACCAGGAGAUGUGCCGGUAUCUCCGCGACCUUGCCAAGGUGUACGCGAUGCACGAGGAGAUCGACCUGCGCUUUGCCCCCAUGGCCGACAUCCACCCUUCCCACCCCGUCAACACCGCCGCCGCCGACCACUUCCUCGCGCUGUGCCGGCUGACCAAGAUGGACAGCCCCGACUGGGCCUCUGGAGCUCCGGAUGAGUUUAAGAAGCACCUGGAUGUUGGCUUAGAAGACCUUGCCCGCCGCCCCUACUGGCUCAACGUUUGCAUCCACGCCUACAAGAUCCGCCUGGAGGAGGCGGGGUUGGCUUGA
Messenger RNA from Guillardia theta CCMP2712, 621 nucleotides. RefSeq lists its product as hypothetical. The record is from RefSeq and is a predicted model, not a curated record. The coding region runs from base 1 to 621 and encodes 206 amino acids. The transcript has a single exon. Lineage: Eukaryota; Cryptophyceae; Pyrenomonadales; Geminigeraceae.